UUUAUUUGCGUUGCGUUCAAACAAAUCAAAUACUUAUUUAAACGCGAGAAUUAAAUAAAUAAAACGGUGGCUCAAAAUCAUUAUUUUUGUAAAUAUUCUUAAAUCUCACGAUGAUCCGGCAUUUUAUUCGAAAAUUUAGUCUUAAUAAGAGUAUCAGAAAGGACGAGAGGCCAUCUAAAAAUAUAUCAAAUCUUCUAGAUGAUGCAUUGGUAUUUCCAGAACGAAGACAAAAACAACCUCUUAAAGAAUGGUCGACACUUCCAUAUCCAGAGGGAACUGUAUUUCAAAGACGCGACCAAGGAUUAAAAGUUUUAAGACCCAACAUUAAUCCAAGAGAAACUUCUAUAAUAUUAUUCCCCGGACAAGGAAGUCAAUUUGUUGGAAUGGGCGCACAACUGGUACAAAUUCCAGAGGUUUUGGAUAUGUAUGAAAUAGCAAGUGAUAUUCUAAAAUACAAUUUACUAGAAAUAUGUCUUAAAGGUCCAAAAAAGGAUUUAGACAGAACAGUUUUCUCGCAACCGGCUAUUUUAGUAACUUCAUUAGCGUGCUUAGAGCGACUGAAAGAGGAACGUCCAAAUGCAAUUGAAUCAUGCAUUUCAACAGCUGGUUUUAGUUUAGGAGAGAUUUCCGCUUUGGUCUUUGCUGGUGUCAUACCUUUUGAUCAAGCUGUUCGUUUAGUUCAAAUACGGGCUGAGGCUAUGCAAUAUGCUAGCGAUUUGAAUCAGGGUGGAAUGGCUAUGAUUCUUUAUGGACCUGAUUCUAAACUGAAUUUUGCCAUCAAAGCAGCUAGAGAAUGGUGUGCACAAAAAGGAACUCAACAGCCAGAUUGUGUUAUUGCUAAUUAUCUUUAUCCACAUUGCAAGGUUGUUGCUGGAAGUGAAGAAGCACUAAGCUUUAUAGAAAAAAACGCAAAUGUAUUUAAUAUAAAACGAGUAAAGCGGCUUCCAGUUUCUGGUGCUUUUCAUAGUACAUUAAUGAAAGCAGCCGUUGAACCAUUUCGAGCAGCUCUAAAUAAAAUAAAAUUAGAUGACCCCGCAAUAGCUGUUCAUUCAAAUAUUGAUGGUAUGCCAUAUAAGAAUGCAGAUCAUAUAAAAAAUCAAUUACCAAUGCAAAUAAUCAAACCUGUCAAGUGGGAACAAACUUUACAUAUAUUAUAUGAACGAAGAGAUGGAGAAAGUUUUCCAAGGACAUUUGAAUGUGGUCCUGGUCAAGGUUUAAGGGCAAUAUUAAAACAAGUAAAUGCUAAAGCUUGGAAUACAUCAUAUAAUAUAGAGCCUUGAAUCAGGAAAAAAAAUCUAGAAUAUAAAGGUAUGUAAAAAUUACAUCGCAUCAGUUCUUAAGCGGGUAGCAGAUCGAAGUCGUCACUAACGUGUACCUGAGGAACAAUGAUUUCAUCAAUUUCUGGCUUAGUUUUCCAUUCACACAGUGAUAAUUCUUUUAAUU
Molecule: messenger RNA, 1443 nt
Organism: Culicoides brevitarsis
Lineage: Eukaryota; Metazoa; Arthropoda; Insecta; Diptera; Ceratopogonidae
Gene: beg
Product: probable malonyl-CoA-acyl carrier protein transacylase, mitochondrial
Exons: 2
Coding region: 111-1280 (389 amino acids)
Molecular function (GO): transferase activity
Source: RefSeq, a predicted model, not a curated record